CAUUUUUAGCGCAUACCUGAGGCUGCAGGCUGCGGCAGUCGAGGACUCAGGACUCGAGACUCAACAGGACUCGACUCGUUACAAACAUCAAAAAAUUCUCCAAGAAAUAGGACGACCACUAUACUAAUCAUGGCAUCACGGAAAAGGAACAGGGUGGUUCAGGAGGACGAGGAAUCAAAGUCAGACUUUUCACAAGUUCAAACCGUUUCAGACGAAGAGUUCGAUGUCGACAUUUCUGGUGCUCUCACAGGCAAGAGACCGAGAAGAGACGGUCCAAUCGAAAAUCACCCAGAUGAUGACGAUGAUAUCGAAGAGUUAAUCCAGGAUUCUAUUGCAAAGCGAAACAUGAAAGGCGGCACUGAGAUGCUGAAGAAGAUUAAGAGCAAAGGGAAAAGCAAGGGUGAUAUCGGAGGAGGAAGCUUCCAAAGCAUGGGCCUGCAUCCAUCCCUUCUGCGUUCAUUGACCCUCCAAGGGUACCGCACACCCACACCUAUACAACGUGCAUCUAUUCCUGCCCUUCUUGCAUCUCCACCACGUGAUCUAGUCGGAAUGGCUCGGACUGGCUCGGGAAAGACUCUUGCGUACAUGGUACCUUUAGUGCAGCGUCUAGGAGGCAGACACGCGCAUACCUUUGGAGCUCGAGCAAUUAUCCUCGUACCAGCACGAGAGCUUGCUGUUCAAGUUGUCAAAGUCGGGAAGGCACUUGUGCGUGGUUGGGCAAACGAUGCUGCGCAGCAUGCAGGAGACGAUCGUGAAGAUUCUUCAAAUAACAAAGGCGAAGGCUUGCGCUGGAGCCUUAUCGUCGGCGGAGAGGGUUUGGAUGAACAGUUUGAAAUGAUCAGUAAUAAUCCAGAUAUUAUUAUCGCAACUCCCGGCCGUCUCCUUCACCUGAUCGUUGAGAUGUCACUUUCCUUGUCGUCCGUGCAAUAUGUUGUUUUUGACGAGGCAGACCGUCUUUUUGAGCUUGGUUUUGCUACCGCACUUACAGAAAUUCUUGCGCGCCUUCCAACGUCCCGUCAGACCCUUCUUUUUUCCGCGACCCUCCCGAAAUCGCUCGUUGAGUUCGCCAAAGCAGGUCUUUGCGACCCCAAACUCGUGCGACUGGACGCAGAGUCAAAAAUCAGUUCUGAUCUACGAAUGUCGUUUUUUUCUGUCAAACAAGCGGAGAAGGAUGCAUGUCUAUUGGCACUCCUCCGGGAUGUAAUCAAAGUUCCCUAUGGAAGCACCGAGUCGUCCAAGGACGAUGACUCCGAAUCUCCGGUCAAAUUCAAGAAGGGGAAGUCCAAAGCCAAGCACUCAACCCAUAGUGCGCCUCACCAGACACUCGUAUUCGCGGCUACAAAACACCACGUCGAAUACCUCUCUGCCCUUCUCACCACAGCUGGCUACGCUGUCUCUGCUCUUUAUGGCUCUUUGAACCAAUCUGUACGGACAUACCAAAUGAACCAGUUCUUGUCGCAGAAGACCAAUGUAUUGGUUGUUACGGACGUUGCAGCGCGUGGUCUUGAUAUACCGGUUCUCGAACACGUAGUGAAUUACGAUUUUCCUGUCGGUGCAAGGAUAUUUGUUCAUCGCGUAGGUCGAACGGCCAGAGCUGGGAGAAAAGGUUGGGCAUGGAGCUUCGUUGGUCAUGGCGAGUUGCCGUAUCUCUGUGACUUGCAACUCUUCCUCGGUCGACCGUUAAUCACCUUGCCAUCGUCCUUCCCCGUAUCGGCUACGACAUCGGAAGAGCCUUACACUCAAUCAUUGAUCUUCGCUCCUUUCCCACGAGACCUAAUGGAUUCAGAGGUCGAGUAUGUUCGCACACUGGACGCGUCACAGAAUACGCUGUCUAGCCUACGUGCAGUCAUGGGACGUGGGCAUGCCAUGUAUGAGCGCAGUCGUGGAAAGGCCAGCGCAGCGAGUUAUCGACGUGCAAAGGAGCUUGGACGUAGCGGUCAGGAAGGCGUCGUACAUCCCGUCCUCACACUGAUGCGGGACGGUGAUGACGGAAAAGAGGACACGAGAGAAAUGGAGGAGAAGCGUGCGGCGAUUGUCCGUGCGGUUAGCUCAUUCAAGCCUGCUGAGACGGUGUUCGAGAUUGGUACUCGUGGAAAGGCGGGGACUGCUAAUGCAGCACUCAUGAAGGAACGGAGGAAGGCGCUUGCAAAGGCUGUGGAGCGAGCGGGGAAUUCGGGGCCCAGCAGCUCUUCUGCUAUCGUCGACAUAGACCAUGAUGGUCAUGACGGCCUUGGCGAAGCGGGGGACGGUGACGUGGAAAUGGCGGACGAGGAAGACAUUGCGGCUGUGUUCAACGUCUCCAACAAGAAGAGCAGUAACUUCCGCGAUGAAGAUUAUUAUAUGUCCCACUAUCAAAAGGACGCCAUGACCGAAAAAGGUUACUCGCUCACAGAUGGGGCUUCUUCCUUUGCUGCUCAAGCUCAGGGUGCCAUCCUUGACCUUGCAGGAGAUGAGGACACCAUUGGCGCGCGCCAACGGCACCAGAACAAACUCUCGUGGGACAAGAAAAAGAAGAAGUUUGUCAAAGGGGGCGGAAUUGGCGCCGACAACAUGAAACUUCUGCGAACGGAGAAUGGCACUCGCUUACCUGCUACGUAUAAGAGUGGCCGAUUUGAUGAGUGGAAGAAGAAAGCAAGGGUAUCACUGCCAAAGAUUGGAGAAAGGGAGGUGGAAAGAAGAGGUGUUGGUGCAGUCGGGCCUGGAGGGAGGAGAUGGAAGCACAACAAGGUCACUGAGGCUAAGCCGUUGGACAGGCUCAGCAAUGAUUACGAGCGCAAGUCGAGGCAGCUCAAGAAGAAAGAGGAGAGCUUCGCAGCGGAAGCAGGCGAGGCGAAACCAAAAAGCCCUGGUAGAGCUAAAAAGAUUAGAAGUGGUGGGCGUUUCGGAGGGAAAUCAGUGGGCAGAGUCAAGAACGAAAUCAAGACGGUCGACCAGAUACGCAAAAACAGGAUGGUUGCAGAACGGAAGAAGGCUAGGAAUGCUAGGCCGAGUCGCAAAGGAAAGAAUUGAUUUUGCACUAUUUGUUAUUCCCUUACGCUGCGCAUAUGUAUGACAUCUCUGACUCAAGCCGCGUCCGAGUACUCCCAUUUCACCCCCGAUCCUUGAAUUAACGGCAC
Messenger RNA from Suillus paluster, 3116 nucleotides. RefSeq names its product P-loop containing nucleoside triphosphate hydrolase protein. Gene Ontology annotation, molecular function: RNA helicase activity; ATP binding; RNA binding. Gene Ontology annotation, cellular component: nucleus. The record is from RefSeq and is a predicted model, not a curated record. The transcript is spliced from 5 exons. NCBI's taxonomy places the organism in Eukaryota, Fungi, Basidiomycota, Agaricomycetes, Boletales, Suillaceae. The coding region runs from base 130 to 3009 and encodes 959 amino acids.